AUGGGGUCGAGCGCGGUUCAACUGUUCAACUUCGGUGUACAGUACGUGGGCAGCCUUCCAAAGCUCCACAAUCGAGUUGCCCGAUUGGGUGCCGUUUGCACCACUGGCAACGGUGCUUCCCUGGUGAAUCGCCUCGAGGAGUGCAAGUCCGCCAUCCAGAAGCCUGGGAUCAAGCCAGAGAGCAAGGUUGCAGCUUUCGAAGCCUGCCGCAAAACUGUCACUGAUGCCUCCGCGCUGAUUUUCCUUAAGGUAUUGAUGGAAAACCCGAGGGCCCACCAGUCGUCCCACACGAUUGGUAUCUCGGAGACCUUCUACCAUGCGGAGGAGAACUCGGUCCCGUGCAAGGUGACCUCGGCGGCGACACUGGCUGAUGCACAGAGAUCUCAGGCUUGA
This is a messenger RNA of Symbiodinium pilosum, 393 nucleotides long. NCBI's taxonomy places the organism in Eukaryota, Dinophyceae, Suessiales, Symbiodiniaceae. The record is from the annotation of a GenBank genome assembly.